Molecule: messenger RNA, 445 nt
Organism: Aspergillus alliaceus
Lineage: Eukaryota; Fungi; Ascomycota; Eurotiomycetes; Eurotiales; Aspergillaceae
Exons: 1
Coding region: 96-305 (69 amino acids)
Source: RefSeq, a predicted model, not a curated record
ACUUAAGGUACCUUUAAUGUCUCUUUUGUAGUUUUUGUUUUGAUUUUAAUAUUAAAUUCAUUUUUAUUCAUCCCCUCUCUCCGUUCAACUUUCUUAUGAUAGUCCUUGCGAAAUCCGGGGUUUUAAGGUUACCAUUUAUCGACGUUGGUCAAUUGCUUGUACUCAUGCUCAGUAUAGAAAGGUUACUUUGCAAGGAUUUAAAUACAUAUUUAUUGGAUUUGGUCCAUUUAUUCUUGUUCUGUUUCUGUUCAACCAUUUAUUUUGCCCCCUCUUUUCCUUUUCCUUUUCCUUUCUUUUUUUUCUAGAAAAAGACUAUUAAAUGCAUAAACAGCAACAUUAGCGAUGGAACUAAAUCUGAAAAUUAAAAAAGAAAGGAAGAAGAAAGAAAUCAGUAACAUUAUGAUUCUGGUAUAUUGCUUUCCGACUAUUCAUUAGCUCCACCAAC